CAGCCAUAAUGGUCAGGACUUGGGACGGCACUGAUUAACUGCUCAUAGUUUUGAACCCUUCUUCCGUCUGCAGAAUAGUCUAAUAAUGCACUAAACCCUACUUACUGUUGUUGCUGCUGACUUAGUAAACCGCAAAACCUUGUCCAACAUUAUAUACAAUUCUUAAAAAGAGUCUUGAGGCUUGACGGUGAUUUCAACUAUAGUCCCCCUUAAGUAUCAUCAAUUAGUGUAAUAGGAAGAAACUCUGCUUACUUAAAUUGAUUAUUGUUCGUCUUCAUCCCUCUGAAACUUGUUUGAUCUCUUGACCCGGACAAAUUCAAGAUCACAAUUCCAAGAAAGGAAAAUGGCACUCGCCGGGGAAUACGCUGCCAUGUGCAAUCAGACGUUGAUCAUGACAAAACCGGGUGUUACACUGAAGAAGACUGUUUCUGGUGCUCCGGUUCCUAGUAAAAGAGUUUGCUUUAGUGCCUUGAAGUUGAAGAAUUAUCACAAGGCUAGACUUGGAGUAAAAGCAGUGACUCAAAUAGAAGUAGGAUCGACUACAACUACUGAGGGUUCAAGGGAUUUGAAGGGAUUGGAAGGGACUUUGGAGCUUGAUUUGGUUUCAGAAGGGGAGUUAAGGAAGAAAGGAUUCAUGGGGUUGAGGAAGACCAAACUCGUUUGCACAAUAGGUCCCGCUUGUUGCUCUCUGGAGGAAUUGGAGAGGUUGGCAUUGGAAGGGAUGAACGUGGCACGGCUAAAUAUGUGCCAUAAUACAAGGGAGUGGCACUUGGACGUUAUAAGGAAGAUUAAGAAGUUGAAUGAUAAAGGCUAUUGUGUAGCCGUGAUGAUUGAUACCGAAGGAAGCCAGAUAAAUGUGGUUGAUCAUGGAGCUCCUUCUUCAGUCAAAGCAGAGGACGGAUCCAUCUGGCACUUCACUGCUGAAAAGUUCGAUGGUUCUCGUCCAUUGACCGUUCAAGCGAGCCGUGAAGGAUUUUCUGAAGGUAUUGAAAUAGGUGAUGAAGUUGUUAUUGAUGGAGGAAUGGCAACUUUCGAGGUUGUUGAAAAGAUUGGGAAUGAUUUGCGAUGUAAGUGCACAGAUUCUGGUCUACUGCUGCCUCGAGCUAAAUUGAGCUUUUGGAGGGAUGGGAAGCUUGUACGGGGGAAUUACGAACUUCCAACUUUAUCUGCAAAGGAUUGGUCAGACAUUGAGUUUGGAGUUUCGGAAGGUGUUGAUUUCAUUGCUGUAUCAUUUGUCAAGGAUGCUGAAGCUAUCAGGCAUCUGAAGAGCCACCUUUCCACCAAGUCUGCCAAAUUAGCUAAAGUCUUGGCAAAGAUAGAAUGUGUGGAAUCUCUCCAGAAGUUGCAAGAAAUUGUUGAAGCUUCCGAUGGAGUCAUGAUAGCAAGAGGGGACCUUGGAGUUGAGAUUCCUCUUGAACAGAUUCCGUCAAUGCAGGAAAAGAUAAUUGAAGUCUGCCGGCAUCUCAACAAGCCUGCUAUCGUAGCGUCUCAACUCCUGGAGUCAAUGAUUCAGUAUCCUACUCCAACAAGAGCUGAGGUUGCUGAUGUUUCUGAAGCAGUUAGGCAGUAUGCUGAUGCAGUGAUGCUAUCCGGUGAGUCUGCUGUUGGCUCCUAUGGGCAGAAGGCUCUCUCUGUCUUGCGUACAACUAGCAGUCGAAUGGAAUCAUGGGGCCGCGAGGAGAGCAUGCAAGCUAAUCUGAACCAAUCAAAGCUCAGAUUAUCUUUGUCAGACCGAAUUGCUGAGCAGAUCUGCAAUUGUGCAGCAGAAAUGGCAAACAACCUGGGUUUGGAUGCCAUCUUUGUUUAUACAAGGCAUGGAGAAAUGGCAAGUCUCCUGUCUGGAAACAGGCCAAAUCCUCCCAUAUUUGCAUUUACAAGUGACAGGGGCGCCAGGAUGGCUCUGAGUUUGCAGUGGGGAGUUACUCCCCUUCUGAUUGAUCUAUCAGAUGACAUGGAAGCUAACACUGAAAAAACCAUCAGCCUAAUAAAAACCAAAGGGCUGAUGAAGGAGGGAGAUACAGUUUUGGUUAUUUCAGAUAUCAUUCCAUCAUGUGCAACACAAACAUUGUUUCAAUCAAUCCAGGUGAAAACUGUUGCCUAGAGAACAUUUUCCUCUAUACAACAGUCUUAAGAUUGUGGGAAAAGGCGUGGCCAGUUGCCACAUUUAUGAAAGGAUUCGAUGGCCUGCAUGGAUUCGAAGUUGCUAUUUCGCUGUGAUAAAGCAAUCAAGAAUCCACAUUCAUUUCUACGAAUGUCUUGUCUUUAUUAUUAUGAGUUAGAAUUUUCUCGUUUUAAUUAUGUACACUUAAAAAAUUGUUUGAAUCGAUUAUGGAUAUUCUCGACUUCUCGUA
Molecule: messenger RNA, 2351 nt
Organism: Coffea eugenioides
Lineage: Eukaryota; Viridiplantae; Streptophyta; Magnoliopsida; Gentianales; Rubiaceae
Product: pyruvate kinase isozyme A, chloroplastic-like
Exons: 7
Coding region: 344-2101 (585 amino acids)
Biological process (GO): glycolytic process
Cellular component (GO): cytoplasm
Molecular function (GO): pyruvate kinase activity; magnesium ion binding; potassium ion binding
Source: RefSeq, a predicted model, not a curated record